Molecule: messenger RNA, 1998 nt
Organism: Nymphalis io (European peacock)
Lineage: Eukaryota; Metazoa; Arthropoda; Insecta; Lepidoptera; Nymphalidae
Exons: 2
Coding region: 392-1621 (409 amino acids)
Source: RefSeq, a predicted model, not a curated record
UUUAAUGCUGUUCAUGAAUUGAUAUACUUUCUGAAUUGAUAUUCUUUCUUAAAAUAUUUAGCAAAACUGAACUGCUGAACAAACCUAGCAACACUUCGUUCAAAUAUCGAUCGCGGCGCAGAAGUUUUUACCUCGGUACUGGUGUGCUCAUAGAAGCAAUUACAGAUUAAUUAAUUUGACUUGCAUAUUUUGUGAAUGAUAGGUGUGGUUUUAAGCAACAGCAAGAGUUUUAAAAUUCAUAAAACCAUUUAGUUACCGCUGUAAUUAUGAUAAUUUUAGUAUAGGUAUAUUUUUUGGGUGAAGCAAUUUUAAUACGUACUUGGGCUUAGCUUACUCUCAAGGAAAUCAAUACAAACUUUAUCCUUUGGCACAGCGAAAUAUACGGAUUAAAAUGGAUGAAAUCGAAAGACUACUAGCGGAACUAUCAAUCAAUACUAUUGAUGUGGAUAAAGUCCAUUUGGUAGAAGUAACGUAUAUUUUAGAUCCAUUCGAUUUUUACGUUCGUCCGAUGAAAUAUAGACCCCUCAUCCAAGCGUGGGAGUGCACUGAACCUACAGCCAGAACAACAGUAUUCCAUAUUCACGACCUAAUAAUAUUUAAUUAUGGAUAUUCUUGUGGAGCUCAGAAAUAUAUGAGGGGACGAAUUACCCGUGUGUCACACAUUGAGUAUUACUUGGCGUUCGAUGUAUUUGCAGUUGAUUACGGUUUUACUGAAAAAUUAAUCCCGAUAGAACAUGUGUGGGAAUGCCCAUAUGAAUUAAAACAUACACCACCACUGGCUUUUGACUGUCAGUUGGCUAACUGUUACCCUAUGGAUCACACCCGUGGCUUUCCGUUAAACACGAUUCACGCUUUUAAAUAUUAUUCGGGAAAUGAGCCUCUUCGAAUGAAAAUUUUAGUCAAGAAACAGCAUAAGCUUCUGGUUGAGUUAGUAAAUUCUACUCCAGAAAGCAUUGCGACCUUGCUAGCUAUAGGCGGAUAUUCAAUACUAGGCUACUAUUAUGACGCGAUCGUUUGGAAUCCUGUUGUUGGACGUAAAAUCAUGUACUUCGAUUUCAAAAAGCUCAUGAUUGGUGAAAAAUUACAUGUAAGGGUGCUGUCGGGUGUUUCCCUGAAUGAAUUUCAUGUUGCCAGAGUAAUUGACUACAAUUAUCACCUCAAAGAAAUUGAUAUCAUAACAUUUUACGCAAGAAGAGAAUUCUCGCUUUCGCCUGAGCACUUGAUUGAGGGCACGUUGGUGUGUGUAAAAAAUGACAGCAGAAAUAUAUAUGAAAGAGCUUUUAUAAAGAAAGUGACGAUACCAUAUGAAACUGCUAUAGUUCAGCUCGUGGAUUGGGGAAUAGAUGAAGAGUUCCAUAUUGGAAAAAUGAAAUAUAUGUCCACACAAUGCUUGAGGACACCGGUACUUUCGAUUUAUUGCAGAUCUGAUGCGAACCAAGCAUGGAAUAACGGAUAUGAUAGAUUUUUGACCCCUGGCUUUGAAUUCAAUAUUACGGUUAAAAGCCUAGGAUAUCAGUUCGAAUGUCCUCACACAGUUGAUAUUACCCCUGCUUUAGAAUCUGAUGAAGAAGGUAAUGAGGCUAGAGCUUUACCAAUUAAUUAUAAUCAGCAAAACUAUUAAGCAUAAUUUAAUUCAAUUUCAAAAUAUUAUUAAACAGUUUAAGAAAUGUAAUCCAUAUUUUUAGGUUAAAUAACUGUCAUAUUUAGAGGCGCCAAAUAAAUUCAAGUCUUGUAAAUAUUCAGUAACCAAGUAGUAAACAGUUAAACAAAUGUAAUUCAAAUCUUUUAGGUUAAAUAACUGUCAUGUUUAGAGGCGCCAAAUAAAUUCAAAUCAUGGAAAUAUUUAGUAACCAAGUAGUAAAAGGUUUAAUAAAAUAAUUUAAUUCAUAUUUUUAGGUUAAAUUACUGUCAUGUUUAGAGGCGCCAAAUAAAUUCAUAUAUUUUAGGUUAAGUAACUGUUUUGAGGCGCUUAAUAAAUUGAAGUCAUGGAAAUAUUUA